Molecule: messenger RNA, 2511 nt
Organism: Closterium sp. NIES-65
Lineage: Eukaryota; Viridiplantae; Streptophyta; Zygnematophyceae; Desmidiales; Closteriaceae
Source: the annotation of a GenBank genome assembly
AUGCAUGCGGGUAUGGCUAGCCUCCGCAGCAACCUACCACUGGACAUCCCUGCCACCCCAGGCUCCAGCCACGGGGGCAGCGGCAGACGCCCCUCCUCCCGAGGCGGCCCUGGGGGAGGCUUAUCCAGGGUGGGUAGCAGCUCGGGCAGGGCAGACCGGCUGCGAAUGGGGAGUUCAGGAGGAGGAGGAACAGGGGGAACAGGAGCAGCGGGUGUGGUGGAUUAUUCUAGUCCGAGAUCUCAGCUGAUAGGGGCGCUGGGUAUGGGUCUUCCCCUGGUGCUUCCAAGCCCUAUGGCAUACCCUGGUGGUCCUGGCACGCGCAGUGGGAGGUACUCUAACCUUGCUUCUCCUUCCCCCUCUGCCGCCCACAACGCCACUGCCGCACCGUUCAGCAUGAAAUAUGCACCGCUCUCCACCCCUUCCCCCCGCUCUGCGGGCAUCUGGAGGGAUCUAGAACCUUCCCCUCUGUGGUCCAGACCCUUGAGUAGGGAGGGGCGGGCUAGGGCAACACGAAUGGCGCCUGGAGGUUUUGGAGGGGGAGGAGGGCGAGGUAGCUGGCUGGGGCAGAGUGUGGGAGGGGAUUCGGGGUCAGGGGGAGGGGAUUCGGGGAGAACGGGUUCAAGGGGAGGGGAUUCGGGUUCGAGAGGAGGAGAUUCAGGGAGUAGGGGGUCAAGAGGAGGGGACUCGGUGGCAGGGGAGGUGGUAGAGGUGACCGUGUCUGGUGCUGCUGGUAUGGCCACUGCUGCUGCCGUCUCUGCUGCCGUUGCAGCGGUCGAUGCUGCUGCUAACGCUGCUGAUAAUGCUAGUAGAGCUUCUGAGGCUGCUGCUGUGGAGGGGGGAGGAGGAGCAGCAGCAGCAGCACAGUCCUCGGCACGAAUACCACUAGUGGGAGCAGCAAGGCUGAGCGUGGGCGUCAGAGGAGGCACACUCAAUGCCUCGAAUUCCUAUAACGACUCGUCCGGAGCGUCAUCCCCCUCGGAUGAUGCAUUUGACUUCAACAUGUUUAACACGCAGAUGCGCGCCAAUGUCGCCCUGCCCUCCCCCUCAGCCACUGCUGCUGCUGCUGCUGGUGCUUCUGCUGGUGCUGGUGGUGCUGGUGGUGGUGCUGGUGGUGGUGCUGGUGGUGGUGCUGGUGGUGGUGCGGCAGGUGGCGUCACAGGGAUCAGCCUGCUGGAUGACUGGGGGUUCAUGGCCCCUCCGCCCGUUUCCCACAGCAUGCCCACCCUCUUCCCCCUGCCUGCCUCUGCCUCUGCGUCUGCUUCUGCCUCUGCUGCUGCUUCUGGUGCUGCCGUCCCAUCAACGUGGGUCCCCUUUGGUGCUGCUGGUAACUCGCAGCCGCACCUACUGCAGCAGCACUUGAUGCAGCCGCAGCAGCAGCAGGUGGGGGGGCAGGUUGGGUCCCGCCACAGGGCCAGCAACAGCUGGUGUCCGGAACUAGGAGCUUCCGCUGCUGCUGCUCUUGCACCCACCGCUGCUGCUCCCAACUGUCCUCCUAUCAGUGGCGUUCACGGGGUGGGCGGCAGUGCAAUCGGCGCUGCUGCUGGUGCUGGUGGUGCUGCUGCUGCCGCUGCUGGUGGUAUCGGAGGUGCGAUGGGCAGUGGGGCGGUAUCAGAUCCGUCGCUCUAUUCCCAGUUGGUGUCAGGCAAUUUCGAUCUUCUCACAGGAGGCUAUUCCCCUCCUCCCAACAACGAAUCCUUUUCUUCCUUCCUCACCACCUUCGCCUCUGGCCCUGACCCUCCACGCUGUACUGGUGCACCUAGUAUGUCUGCCGCACUGCCAGUCGCGCCAGCAGCACCAGCUGUAGCGCCAGUUCCUUCUGCUGAUGUAGCACCUGUUGCUGUAGCGCCUGCUGCUGCUGGUGGUGCUGCUUCCCCACCUGCCGCUGCAGCCUCAACAUCGGCCUACGUUGGUGCAGAGGCCAACUCAGCCCCUGCUGCUGGUGGUAACCUGGGCUGCAGCGGGAGGGGCAGUGGGGUCGGCGGUGGGGGAAGCAAUGGGAUGAGCACUGGGAAUGGUGGUGCUAGCCGCAGCUUGGUGGCGAGGCACCUGGCAGCUCUGGAGUCUGCCGUGGGUAGCUCUUGGCCCGGGAAAGAGGCUGGGGAAGGGAAGCAAGCUGCAAAGCCUUCGACUCAAAAGCUGCUCUCACGCUCCUCACUACCAUGCUCCCCCUCCUCAUCUGCUUUUGAGUCGACUCAAAAGCUGCUCACACGCUCCUCACUACCAUGCUCCCCCUCCUCAUCUGCUUUUGAGUCGACUCAAAAGCUGCUCUCACGCUCCUCACUACCAUGCUCCCCCUCCUCAUCUGCUUUUGAGUCGACUCAAAAGCUGCUCUCACGCUCCUCACUACCGUGCUCCCCCUCCUCAUCUGCUUUUGAGUCGACUCAAAAGCUGCUCUCACGCUCCUCACUACCAUGCUCCCCCUCCUCAUAUGCUUUUGAGUCGACUCAAAAGCUGCUCUCACGCUCCUCACUACCAUGCUCCCCCUCCUCAUCUGCUUUUGAGUCGACUUAA